UUACGAGUUUAGGUUCUCCUCAAAAGACGAUGGUUGGGUCGAUACUGAUGGUCUGGGUUCUCGUCGGGACCGGUGUAGUUCUGGGCUGUGACUGGGAUCGGUCCCUUGAUCCGGAUCAGGACCUGAGCGUCAUAAACAACUUUAUGAUCGACAUAAACCAGAUCUCGGAGGUGUCGGACCCGGAGUCCUGCCGGUCUAAGUGCUGCUCCCAGCCGGACUGCGACCUGGCCUUGGUCCGGUUCCCAGCAGACGGGAAGCCGCAAUGCAUGUUGGUCAAGUGUCUGGUCCAGGAUCAGGACCUGUGUGUCCUCGAGCCCGCAACUCAGUCCAAGGUUUAUCGCAAGAACGGCACGCGCGAGUCCGGUCGGAAGCAGUCGCGAGGCGGGGAGGGGCUGCGCGCGGUCCCGUUGAUGGUGCCCAGCAGCUACGACAGCGCGCACAGUGUUUCUCAGGGAGCUGAACAUGCAAAGAGCCCUGAGGAGAAAGAAAUGUCUGCCUCAGACUUUGCUGAGCGCUGUGAGGCGGAGCCUAAGGUGGGUCCUUGCAGAGCAGCCUUCCAGCAUUGGUACUACAACAGUGAGACCGGUACCUGUCAAUCAUUUAUCUAUGGAGGCUGCAAAGGCAACAAGAACAACUACGACAGCAAGGAAAGCUGCAUGGCAACAUGUACAGUCAGAGUUCUUCCGUCCUCCAAGAAAGUUGCUGCUGAUAAUGAUGACAUUUCGUCAGAAUACAAAGAUGGUUGCAUGGUGACCUCUGACCCCGGUCUCUGCCGGGCCGCCUUCCCCAUGUUCUACUACGACCUGAAAGCUGCCACCUGCCGCUCCUUUAUCUACGGAGGCUGUGGAGGAAACCAGAACCGCUACAACACCAUAGAGGAGUGCAUGAGGCGCUGCUCAGGGCAAGGUUCCUUUGACCAUCGCGGAAGAGUUCGUGACCGUUGGACUGCAGGUGUCUUCCUUUUUGUCACCCUAGCAACCGUCUCUGCUCUGAUGCUGGUUACGCUCGUCGUCAUAACAAUGAGACGUCACCGUCUGACUCGACAACCAUCUUCCGUCAGUGAUAAGGAGGAGCUGCUCCCAGAAGCAGAUGAUCAGUCCUCUCUGGAGUCUCCAUCCGUCCCAGAGAGCCCCAAAUAGAACCCGUUCUGAGAGGUUCUGCAUCAAUAACCUGCACAUUCCAUACUCCUGUGAUCUGACCCACACAGAACUGUUUAAUCAGCUGGUUUCCUUUUUUUAAACUUGACUUCUGUAGCUUGAAAGUUUAUUCAAUUCUAAGGUAGGAAGCAGAGAAUUAAAUAAUGAUUGAAAUUAUAUUAAACUUUCAUUUUGAAGUAACUUGAGUUGUCCUUUGAGUAAUCAUGAAUUACUUUGUACUCUGUUCUAAAUCAGUAUAAUGAACUUAUGACUGUGAUUCUGGUGACUUUUUAUAUUUUAUGGGUUAAUCAAAUAAAUAAGUAAUCAAGAAUUUGUUUUUAAUUAGUUAAAUUAGUCAAAAAUGUUGCUGGUGUAAGCCGUGACAUUACUGAAGACUGCAUGUCCCAUGAUGCAACAUGGUGGUAACUCAUCAGCUGACCCUGAAGCUCACGCAGGUCUUUCUUUUUUUUCAUGGAAAAUUAAUUCAUUGAUUAUUACAGAUGACUUUAAUGUGUUAAACGUUGGGACUCCUGGUACAUGCAAAUAUCAGUUUCAUAUCAAUGCUGAAUCGAAUUAAUAAUGUUCAGUCGACAUCAUCAGUGAAUAGUUCAUUAUUAAAUUGGAUCUUUGAUAUGGCAGUAAUAAAUCAUAAUUCUGGAAUCAAUUGACUAAUUUUAUUCAUAAAUCAGUUUGAUGACCAAGUGAAUAUUGUUGUUGGUUUUUUUUAUAACGUUUAUUUUUUACCUCCUAAAAACAAUCCAGACAAUCCAUUUGUUGUCAUUUAUCAAUGAUUCUGAGAGAUGUAAUGUUUAAUCUUUCUGCCAUUAUGUAUUUGAGCUAAAGGUCUCAACUCUGUACUCUAUCUCAAUAAAACUUUACUACUUUA
This is a messenger RNA of Gasterosteus aculeatus aculeatus (three-spined stickleback), 2022 nucleotides long. RefSeq names its product serine peptidase inhibitor, Kunitz type, 2 (gene spint2). Gene Ontology annotation, molecular function: serine-type endopeptidase inhibitor activity. Lineage: Eukaryota; Metazoa; Chordata; Actinopteri; Perciformes; Gasterosteidae. The record is from RefSeq and is a predicted model, not a curated record.